Messenger RNA from Dermacentor albipictus, 3218 nucleotides. The record is from RefSeq and is a predicted model, not a curated record. Lineage: Eukaryota; Metazoa; Arthropoda; Arachnida; Ixodida; Ixodidae.
UCUUGCUGCGUUCAGUUCAGACAAAAAAGCACGACGUACAUGAUGUAGAAUCUAUUGGUACAGCAGCGUAUCGAAAUUUCCGUUGUUACAGCACGCAGUAACGAUCGACGGCAUCGUAUAUCGAUGUGAUUCUGUGCUGCGUGAUUGCCGAGUUCUCGCACGUAAAUGUGAGGGAUGGAGGCCAGUACAUCACGCAUGGACACAUAUGCUUGCAACCGGUGCCACCAGAGGACCCACUCCUUGUCAUCUCUUUUUCGUCAUUUCUGCACUUGGCAUGGCACGGAGGACAACUGGAAGUGUGACUUGGAAGGCUGUGAAAAAACUUAUAGGCUUUAUAGCUCCUUCCGUAAACAUGUCAGCCGUCACCACAAUCAUCUGUUCCUCCAGACAACCACAGCUGAUGCAUCCUUGGCACCCCGUGCUGACAACCUCGAAGAAACACUACAAACUUAUCCCACCCAGCCUGUUGGGCAAGCAGCUGAACAGGCGUGCUUGGAUGUUGAUAUUUUUAACACCAGUGGUCAGCGUGUUGAUGUUGGCACUCCUGACAGCAGUGUUCAGUGUCCUAUGGUUCUGUCUUCGUUGUUACUAAAGUGGCAAGAAGGCAGGCAGUUACCCGAGAGCACCUUGAAUGAAGUUACGAAUGAUAUGAUAAACUUCAUUUCAGAAUUUAGAGCAGACUUCAAUGCAACCACUAUUACAAAACUUGAGCAGCUCAGAACAAAAACAGGCCGAGAAAACUGGUGGAAAACUUCACAUACGUUUGUUCCUCCACAAACAGUAUACCUUGAAGAUCAAGGUACUUCUGACAGCUAUGAAUACAUUCCAAUUUUGGAAACAUUAAAGGCUGUCUCAAGUGCCCAUGACAUUUUCCAAACAAAUCGCAAACCUUCUUCAACUCUUCUACAGGAUGUGUCUGAUGGCAUGUACUUCAAGGAGCACUGCUUGUUCAAGAAUGCCAGCAAUCAGAAACUUUUUGCUCUACAGCUGUACUUUGAUGAAUUUGAAGUCUGCAAUCCCAUUGGAAGCAAGCGUGGAAAACACAAAGUCUUGGCUGGAUAUCUAACAAUUCUAAACUUGCCACCCCGAUUUCGCUCGAAAGUUGACAGCAAGCACCUUGUUCUUCUUGUGAAAAAUUCCACUGUAGCCAGAUUCACAUUGCACAGAAUUGUCCAACCAUUACUUGAGGACAUACAGCAGCUAGAAUCCCAAGGAGUUGCGAUUGAUGGAGAACUCGUUAAAGGCUCUCUUCUUUAUGUCUGUGGAGAUAACUUGUCUAGCCAUCAAAUUGGCGGUUUCCGAGAAUGCUUUUCAUCGGGGCCAAUCUGCCGUUUCUGCUUGGCAAAGAAAGAGGACAUCAGUGAGAAGUGGAAUGAAGAAGAGUUUAUCAUUCGAACACAGAAAAUGCAUACUCAACAUAUUAAUCUGUUGAAGACUGAUUCAAGCCUCAGCAAUGUUUAUGGCAUCAGUGGUGAAAGCUGUCUAAGUUCACUUCAGUCAUUUGAUGUGACGAAAGGCCUUCCGCCUGAUGUUAUGCAUGACCUGUUCGAAGGAGUCAUUCCGUUUGCCAUGAAACACAUCUUGCGCCACAUUAUGUCAUGCCGUGUGUUCACUCUUGAUCAGCUAAAUGAGAGGCUUAGCUCAUUUCCCUUGCAAGGAGGGGAGAAAAAAUCACGACUACCUCCUCUGUCCUAUCACUCAGUGUUUGGCACAUCAGCCAUAAAAGGUUCUGCUGCUGAAAAGCUUUGUUUUUUUCGGUUCUUUUCACUGCUUGUGGGCGAUGUAGUUGCAAAGGGAAAUGCUGCAUAUGAUGUGUACCUUGCAUUGCGUGCAAUUGUUGACAUUGUACUUGCACCACAACUGUGCUGUGGUGCAGCUGCGCAAUUGCAAGUCCUCAUUGAUGAUUUUUACAUUGCAUUUAGAGAAACCUUUCCAAAUGUAAAAAUCAUUCCGAAAAUGCACUAUAUGAUCCAUUACCCCAGGCUUAUUCUUUUGUAUGGUCCUCUGUGCAAGUUGUCCUGUAUGCGUUUUGAGGCAAAACAUCAAUUUUUCAAAACAGUUGCAAGGAAAACUCGUAACUUUAAGAACAUUUGUGGAACCCUGAGCCGCCGACAUCAGAUGCAGUUCAUGUACUCAUUAACCCAACCACUAGAAUCUGUGGCUACUACAGGUAGUGCAAGAAUGGACAUAAACUCACUACCAGACCUUUUGAAGGACAGACUGCAUGAGCUUGACAUGCAUAUGGCAGAUGUGAACAGUUUGACUUCUGUCAAAGUGUGUGAAAGAAAAAUCAAUGUGGGUUGUAUACUGCCACUCUUUGUACCAGAUGAUGACCUUCCACACUUUGCCCAGGUUGUGUUGAUUGUGUCCUGUGACCAGAAAUAUUUUCUUUUCAGUUCAAUUUUUGAAACAAAGUAUUUUGACGACCACAUGCAUGCUUUUGUCGUGGAAAACACGGCUCACAAUGUCAUAGUUGAAGACACUGCACAUGUGUUUUUUGACCCACUGUACCUUUACAAGGUGAGGAACACAAACUAUGUCAACCCUCGCUAUGCUUUCUUCACUAGUGCAGACUGACGACUUCUAACAAGAGAAUAAAAUAGGCAGCUCAGGUCUUGUAACCAAGUACCAGUGACAAACGAACAUACAGAGCGGUGUUGCAAGUGGCUUGAACUAGCGAAGAACACUCCUCUUUGCCACAUGUUCUUUUAAUUCCAAAUAUUUUGUUGGGCCAACCAGCUUGGAUUCAGAUGUCACCUAAUUUGGUUUGUAGUAAAUCACACAACGCAUAAACAAAUGCAAUUAGUUCAAUUCAAGCAGAAUGACGAAGUAUACUUAUUACAAAGAUGACUACGCAUUUUGGACAACCUUAAAUCAGUUUAGUUAUGCUAUAUUUUUCAAGCGGACAAAAUGAAAACAACAAAGUUAGUGUCAACUGUACCCAGCCAGACUUCAAAGAGAUGUGAUAGGGGUAAGUGCCCUGAAAGUGCGCAUUACAGAUGAAGUUCACAUUGAGAAUAUACAUAUAAGCAUUACACAGCUGUGAGCAACUGUGCAUGUUUUAAAGUAUUUUCUUAUGUUAGACUUUUGUGGUGACUUGUGCAGUUGAUGAAAUGGUGCUUCUACUCAUUAAUCUCAUUAAUGCAUUGAAAUGGAUGUACAAUGCAUUGUAUUGCAUUUUACAGCAAAAAAGGUGCCAAAUAAAAGGCAUUACUGAA